AAUUGAUAUUUGUAGCUUAAACUACUGUAUCGGGACUUGAACCAAGUUUGAUCUCAAAUAAUCGAAGAGGAAGAAUAACGGAGAUGAAGUACAUACUGGUCACUGGUGGCGUUAUUAGUGGCGUCGGUAAAGGUGUGAUAGCCAGCUCCUUCGGGACACUGUUGAGUGCCUGCGGCAUACCGAUAACGUGCAUCAAAAUCGAUCCUUACAUCAACAUCGAUGCAGGGACGUUUUCACCCUACGAACACGGCGAAGUGUUCGUGCUCGACGAUGGCGGUGAGGUCGAUCUGGAUCUGGGCAACUAUGAGCGGUUCCUGGACGUGGUUCUUCACCGGGACAAUAACAUAACCACCGGCAAGGUGUACAAAAUGGUGAUCGAUCGGGAGCGGAUCGGUGACUAUUUGGGAAAAACCGUUCAAGUCGUGCCACACAUUACGGAUGCGAUCCAGGAGUGGGUCGAAAGGGUGGCGAAAACACCCGUCAAGGCGAAUGUCCAGCCAGAGGUGUGCAUCGUCGAGCUGGGCGGUACGAUCGGAGACAUCGAGGGAAUGCCCUUCGUCGAAGCAUUCCGUCAGUUUCAAUUCCGCGUGCGUAAAGAAAACUUUUGCGUCGCCCAUGUCUCACUUGUACCCUCGCCGCGGUCUACCGGGGAACCGAAGACGAAACCGACGCAAGCGAGCGUGCGAGAGUUGCGCGGGCUGGGCCUGAGUCCGGACUUGAUCGUGUGCCGCUCAGAGAACCCGAUCGGCGAUGAGGUGAAGGAGAAGAUUAGUAACUUUUGUCACGUUGCACCGGAGCAGGUGAUCACCAUACCGGACCUGUCGUCGAUCUAUCACGUGCCGUUGCUGAUGGAGCAGGCGGGUGUGGUCGAUAUCCUUAACGAACGGUUGCAGCUUAACCUGCAGAUUCCGCGGCCGGCCGGGUUCAUGCUGUCGUGGCGCGAUCUGGCCGAGCGGGUUGAGAAUGUGUACAAAAAGGUGAACAUCGCGCUGGUGGGCAAGUACACGCGACUAGAGGAUGCCUACGCGUCGGUUUCGAAGGCGUUGAUUCACUCGUCCAUUGCCGUCGGCUAUAAGCUGGAGUUGAAGUUUAUCGAGGCGUGUCAUUUAGAGCGUGACGCGAAACGCGAAAAUCCACACCUUUACUACGAAGCGUGGCAUUCGUUAACCAACAGCCACGGCGUUGUCGUUCCGGGUGGGUUCGGUACGCGUGGUGUGGAGGGCAAGAUACGGGCGUGUCAGUGGAGCCGCGAAAACAAAAAGCCAUUUCUGGGAAUCUGCCUAGGACUGCAGGCGGCCGUGAUAGAGUUCGCACGAAACGUGCUGAAAAUUGAGGAUGCCGACUCCACUGAAAACGAUCCAGAUACGACCCACCCUCUGGUGAUCGACAUGCCUGAACAUCACACCGGGGUGUUGGGUGGCACUAUGCGUCUUGGAACGCGGACCACCAUCUUCAAAGGCAACAGUAAAAUUCGUAAACUGUACAAUAACUUGGACCAGAUCGACGAACGGCAUCGGCACCGGUACGAGGUGAAUCCUGAAUAUGUUACCGUUCUCGAAGAUAACGGUAUGCGAUUCGUGGGCCACGACUCGGAGAAGCAACGCAUGGAGAUCAUCGAGCUUGAGGGCCACCCGUACUACGUGGCCACCCAGUUUCACCCGGAGUAUCUUUCGCGCCCCCUAAAACCAGCACCGGCAUUCCUCGGGCUAAUUUUGGCAGCGGUUGGCAAACUGGACAACUAUCUAGCGACGGGUCAGCACAAGAUUCAGCAGCUUCACAGUCAAAACCACCACCAGCUAUUGGCAUGCGAGAGCUCCAGCGAUGAUGAUCUACAACCGCAAGGCCGGGUGCGGGUUAAUAGCAAAAGUGCAUCGCAGCGUGGUUCGAACAACAGUCCGGAGAAGGGCAAGAAAAGUGGUUCUCCGAAAGGGUCUGUCUUGACGACGACGGCGCACGUAAACGGGGUAUGUUAGAAACAUUACUUGAGCUUUGAUUACAUUAAGAGAGCGUGGUUUUGCACAGUAAUCACUCAAAAGUAUCUCUUAAUUGCACUUCUUCGUUGGAAUGCGGAACGCGUCUAACACAUCCACCGACGUCUGUUUCCCGCUUGCGAUUACCGAAGAAGCUGGGGACACUUCCUCGUCCCUCUGGCCAGAGUCGUUCACCUGCUCCGUCUCGAGCGCACGACUCGCCUCAUUCAGGUUGACGCUGUUUUCGUCCUUCAGCUCCGACUGGAUCUUCUGGUCCUUAUCCGGCUGCUCCAUGAGCGCCUGCUUCUCGGACUCGAUCUGACGCAGCUUCGAGUUUCGAGGCCAGCCUCUGGAGCGUUUCCUUCUCCAGCAGCCACUGCAAUUCAGUCAGUUGGCUCUCUAGAUUGCUAGGACGCUUGAUGGCCGCCGAAACCCUCAGUUCGGCAUCGGCCAAAUGCUGCGUGACGUUUUCCGUAUCCUGCUGCAGCUUCGUGACCUUGUCCUGCAGCUCCACGCUAACAGCGCUGUUGACGCUCGAAGCUUCUCACUCAGCUCGGCGUUUCCACCUGAAUAGUUUUCUCCUCCGGAAAACUUUGACUCACAUCCUAGUUGACGGGUCGCCUUCUUAUCGCAAUGUCCCCGCCGUCUCUGCUAGACGUGUUCACGAUCUACAUUGUGGUGAUUUCCGGCGCACGUCAACACAGAUGUAUGUUUCUGUUUUAGUUUGUAUAAAUCAUUCUCGCGGCCUCCGGUGACGAUUACCUUGCCGUCGGAGUUGAUGACUGUGCAUCCUUUUUGUUUAAAUACUACUGUGUGGCCUUGAUCGGUAAUCUUGCUCACUGAUAGCAAGUUAACAGCCAAACCUGGUACGAAAUCGACGUUUUUAACUUCGAUUGUAUUUCUAAUACAGGUUGGUCUUAGCACUGCAGAUCCUUCCGCGACUAUAUUCAUGCGUUCUUUAUUAGCUGCAUAUAUUGUAUGCCUUUUGCUUCUCUGAACUUGCUGAGCAUCGUUUUGUUAUUGGUGAGGUGUUUUAC
This is a messenger RNA of Anopheles cruzii, 3007 nucleotides long. RefSeq names its product CTP synthase (gene Ctps). Gene Ontology annotation, cellular component: cytoplasm; cytoophidium. Gene Ontology annotation, molecular function: CTP synthase activity; identical protein binding. NCBI's taxonomy places the organism in Eukaryota, Metazoa, Arthropoda, Insecta, Diptera, Culicidae. Gene Ontology annotation, biological process: CTP biosynthetic process; pyrimidine nucleobase biosynthetic process. The transcript has 6 exons. The coding region runs from base 84 to 1973 and encodes 629 amino acids. The record is from RefSeq and is a predicted model, not a curated record.